Molecule: messenger RNA, 1460 nt
Organism: Hordeum vulgare subsp. vulgare (domesticated barley)
Lineage: Eukaryota; Viridiplantae; Streptophyta; Magnoliopsida; Poales; Poaceae
Product: protein SRC2-like
Exons: 1
Coding region: 137-1282 (381 amino acids)
Biological process (GO): defense response
Source: RefSeq, a predicted model, not a curated record
CCCAACCCAACUAUCUCACCACAAAGUCUUCGGAUACAUCCCAAAUUCCCAAUCCACAGCCAGAUCUCUCGAUCCACAUAAACCGCGCAAGAAACCGCCCGAUCCCGCAGGGCAGAUCGGCACCAGGAUCAUCGCCAUGGCGCAGAGGGCGCUGGAGCUGACCCUGAUAUCGGGCAAGGACCUCAAGGACGUGAACCUCUUCUCGGCCAUGGAGGUGUACGCGGUCGUCUCGCUCUCGGGCGACCCGCGCUCCCGCCAGCGCGUCGCCACCGACCGCUCCGGCGGCCGCAACCCGACCUGGAACGCCACGGUCAGGUUCGCCGUGCCGGCCAACGCCGCGGGCUCCGUCCACGUGCUGCUCCGCGCCGAGCGCGCCCUCGGCGACCGCGACGUCGGCGAGGUCCACAUCCCGCUCUCCGAGCUGCUCUCCGGCGCGCCCGACGGCGCCGUGCCGGUCAAGUUCGUCGCCUACCAGGUCCGCAAGAUCGGGUCCGGGAAGCCCCAGGGGGUCCUCAACUUCUCGUAUAAGCUCGGGGAGGUCACGCAGGGCCAGGCCGGUGGCGCCGCGUAUGGUGGUGCGCAUGCCGCGUACGGGCAGUCUCCGCCCGCCGCCGCCGCAUACCCGCCGCAGGGCGCGUAUCCUCCGCCCGGCAAGGCCGACUCCUACGCGCCUCCGUCCGCGUACCCACCGGCAGGUAACGCAUACCCGCCGCAAUCCGCGUACCCACAGGCGGCCAAGGCCGACGGUGCCUACCCACCUCCCUCCGGCUACCCACCUGCUGGCAAGGCUGGCGAGCCAUCCACCGCCUACCCCGCACCCGCCGGCUACCCACCCGCGGGGAAGACUGGCGAGCCAUCCACCGCCUACCCCGCGCCCGCCGGCUACCCAACCUCAUCGUCAGGAAAGCCAGCGAAGGCAGGCGAGCCAGUGACGGCCUACCCAGCGGCCGCCGCCGGGCCCAGCACAGGCGCUCCCUACGGCGCCCCGCCCCCGCAGUACGGCUACGGGUACCCACCGCAGCAGCAGCCGGCCGGGUACGGCUACCCGCCCCCGCCGCCGCAAGGAGGGUACGGCGGCUACGGGUACCCGCCGCAGCAGCCGGCCGGGUACGGGUACCAGCAGCAGGCCGUGAAGCCGCCGAAGAAGAGCGGCAUGGGGAUGGGCCUCGGCGCGGGGCUCCUCGGAGGCGCGCUCGGCGGGCUCCUCAUCGGCGACAUGAUCUCCGACUCGGCCGGUGGGUACGACGCCGGGUUCGACGACGGAGGCGGCUUCGAUUUCUAGAUCGAUCCUCCGAUGUUCAGACUUCAGACCGAUGCAACACAGUUCUUUUGUACGUCCUUGAUAUUUCUUCAGUUAUUUUGUCUUGAGAUUUUUCUGCUCAAAGUCGCCGGCGCAUCUGUGCGCGGCUAGUGUGAUAUGGUAAUGUAAAUAGAAGGUUUUAACAUGAUAUAUUCUGAAA